Ectocarpus siliculosus is the source of this 1014-nucleotide messenger RNA. NCBI's taxonomy places the organism in Eukaryota, Phaeophyceae, Ectocarpales, Ectocarpaceae. The record is from the annotation of a GenBank genome assembly.
AUGGUAGCAUGCGCCCAGCACUUGAAGGCACCCCUCACAGACUUAGCCAAGGCACAGACGGACGCUGCCAACAAGUGGAAGGACAACUCCGUCGAGGCGGCAAACAAAUGGAAGACCACCGCCCAAGCACUCGCGAAAUCUUCAGCACAGAAAAGCACUCCGCAGGUGUCAGACGCCAAGCUGACCGCGGCAGCCAAAGCCGGCGUCAUGGCCAACAACGAGGCACUGAUGACCCUGGUGAAGACCGAGGUCGCAAGUCAAGUACUGCAGCUGAAGACGGGCCUGGAGGCACGGUUGACUGAGAUGGAGAGCAGCGCGAAAGCCGACCAAGAGACGCGUUUUGGGUCGCUGUUCACCAGCAUCCAAAGCGGCUUGACGAACGCAUGCGAGUACAUCACCGGGGUCGUGAAGGAGAACGGCCGCCAGCUCGACGAGAGUAUUUCGGGCAACAAGAGAGGCCCCCCAUCCAAGACUCCAUCGCCGAAAAGGCGCAGUCCGCGUGAGCACGAGACUACGCGGAGGAGUGACGAACGUGAAGAGGCGACGACGCAUGGGGCUCUGGCGACGGUGGAUGGUAACACGUUAAUGAAGAUAGCCGCUGAAAUGGGCACCGCUUUGUCGCAGGGCAACGCCAAUCAAGCACGUGUUUCCGACCAGGCCCACAACAACGCCAUGGCUCAAGGCACCCAGUCAAUGGGGGGGUUCGUGUCGGUGCCACACAACAUGAUGCAGACCCGGGGGGCUGGUGCUUCCACGAUGGGGAUGAUGCAGAACCAGGGGGCGGGUGCGUCCUCGAUGAGGAUGAUGCCGACCCAGGGGGCGGGGGCGUCGUCGAUGGGGAUGAUGCCGACCCAGGGGGCAGGGGGGUCGUCGAUGGGGAUGGGUGCACCCACACAGCGGAUGGGUACACCCUCCCAAGGUGCCACCAACCAGAGUGGCUAUAUGCAGCUUUUCGGGCAACAGAACAACGACCUCAAUCAGGGCAAUGGCUAUCCUCCCUUCCGAUUUAACUAG